Lytechinus pictus (painted urchin) is the source of this 897-nucleotide messenger RNA. RefSeq lists its product as uncharacterized. The transcript has 2 exons. The coding region runs from base 94 to 810 and encodes 238 amino acids. The record is from RefSeq and is a predicted model, not a curated record. Gene Ontology annotation, molecular function: fatty acyl-CoA hydrolase activity. Gene Ontology annotation, cellular component: mitochondrion. Lineage: Eukaryota; Metazoa; Echinodermata; Echinoidea; Temnopleuroida; Toxopneustidae.
UUUGGGAACAACUAUUAGUAUUACUGAACUAUUGGUGAUGAGGUGUGACACAUUGAGACCAAGAUUUUUUAGACUAAGGAAUUACAGACCAAGAUGUUAAGUGCUUUGAAAUUCCAUGCACCAUUGAAGAAGUGCAACCCAGCCUUGAUCACAAGUGUUUACCUUCAAGGUCAGCGCUACCAAAUUAAACCCUCAAACUUUGUCAUGGCUAGCAGACAUACAAUGAGUGACUCAAAGGCAAGAGGUGGGACAGAGCUAUCACCAUGGCAACAAGGAUUUUACAAAUAUUUUCUUCCGAUUCAGACGAGGUUUCGAGAUACUGAUAUGUUUGGUCAUGUAAAUAAUUCAGUCUACUACUCCUACUUUGAUACGGUCAUUAAUGAGUACCUGUAUAAAUACUGUGAAGUCAGGCACCCAAAAAAGAAUCCAGAUGAGCCAAAUAUAGUUGGGUUCAUGGUUGAUACCAGAUGCUCGUAUCGGCAACCACUCAAUUUUCCUGAGGUCAUCCUGGCUGGCAUGGCUGUCACCAAACUUGGAAACUCCAGUGUGACUUACACAGUUGGUAUCUUUGCGGAGAGAGAGGCGAGCAAAGAGGUCACCAAGGCAUUAUCAAUAGGUGGUCAUCUGAUAGAAAAUAAUGAUUUGGCUAGCUUUGAUGGUUUCAAGGAAAUGGCGGCCUCAGUAGGACAGUGUGUUCAUGUCUUUGUAGAUCUGAAUGGAGAUCAGAGGCCUCUAAGAAUACCAGAUGAAAGUAGAAUACCUCUAUCAAAUAUCAUGAUCCCCUUUGAGAGUCAAAUUAGCAAAUUAUGAGCAGAUCAGGAUUUUAAACUUAGUUAAAUGAUAUAUCAUGAUGUGGAAAAGGUUCAUCCUGGCGAUGGAUUGAGUAGAAGAAUAGUA